GCCAAUUGAAUAGCACAGAGUUAACGUUUAUGAAUUUUUAUCAUUCUAAACCAGUUGUAAGAGUUGACUUUUUAUAUGUCAUGUGUUUUAUUUUUUUUAUUUAGACUAAAAAUGAAAGUAAAAUAAGAGCAUGAAAAUUAUUAUCCUUAUUCUUGAUGUAAAGAGUUAAUUUUUUAAUAUUCAUUUGGGCGUUGCCAGGAUAUUAUAUUAUUUGUUUUUAUUUAUUUAUUUGUCAAUAAAGAUCAUGGAUGACAAUUAUAUUAGGUUAGAAAAUUAUGAGAUGCUCAAAGCCUUGUAUGAUUUCAAGGCCACAUUUGCAAAGACUCUUAGUUUCACUGAAAAUGAUCAUUUCAUUCUUCAUCAAUCAAACACUAAACAGAGAAAUUGGUGGCAAGUUGUCAACAAGCAUGGACAACUUGGCUAUAUACCAUCGAAUUACGUGACAGCUGUCAAAGUACAGCCACAUUUUAUGAUUGAUUUUCUUGAUGAAUGCAUUGAAAAAUUACAAAGUGAAUUUGCUAAACCAGGUGCACCAUUAUCAAUUGAUAAACAAGAUUUAUUACAACGUUUAAUUGAAAAAAAACGUCAAGCUGAAAUUAGUAAAAAACCAAAAAAACAAGCACCACUACCACCAACAUUUACAACAUCAUCAUCACCAAUUAAAGAAUCAACAGCACAAUCAACAAUAACAAUACCAAAAACAGAUGGUGAUAAUAAAUCAAUAACAAGUACAUCAUCAUUACCACCAAUUAAAUUAUCAUCAAAACAAAAUAAUUUGUAUGAAAAUGAUAAAAAUGACAUACCUCCAGUAUUACCUGAACGUAAAAAUUCAAUGACAAAUUCUGAUCAAAAUAUACCACGUCGUUUGUCAAAUGAUCAUCGUAGACCAUCAUUAUUACGGCAAACAUCAUCAGAAAUAUCUCAGACUUUACAAGCAGAUAAUAAUGAAUUUUUAAAAUCUUAUAGUCAGCCAAAUUUUCGUCAAAAUAAAAAACCAUCACCAUCACCAGUUAAAUCAUCAUCAAAUUUAAAUAAUACAUCAAAUCAACAACAACAGAAACUUGAUGAAAUUGAUUCCCAUGCAGCAUAUAAAAUACUUGAUGAUGUUAGAAAAAAUACUCAAUUAAGUUAUGACAUGUCGAAAUUAGCAGUAACUGUUGUUGUGAGUAAUUUAAAAGAUUUUUUUCCAUCAAAUAUAAGUCAUUACUUUGAUAUUGUAUUACAACAAUUAGAAAAACCAAUGAUAGUAUCAAAAUUAAGUAUUGAAGAAACUCACGAUGCUAAUAGAUUAAAAAUAAUAUUUGAUGAAUUAACAUCAUGCAAAGAAGAUUCACAACAACGUAGCUGGAUGUUGUAUGAAGAUGAAUCAAUAAUUGUUGAAUACAUCAAAGAAUUAACAUCAAUAUUAACAAAUGCUGAUGCAAAUGUAUCAAGAUAUGCAUUAAAAAAUGAUCAAUAUAAUGGUAUUGAUACGUUAAUUGAUUAUUAUCAAAUGGAAGCAAGAUGGACAAUACGUCAAUUGUUAUUACAAUCAUUUGGCGUUAUGUGUUCACUUGAUAAAAUUAUUGUUACAAUUAUGUUAAAUAGUAUAUUACCAAUGGAACUUGCACGUGAUAUGAUUAGUAAUCCAAGAAAUGUGCCAAAAUUAAAUUACUCAUCAUUACUUAUGACGAUGAUUUUUUCAAUGGGUGAAUCAAUGCCAAUAAUACACAUUGAACAACUUGGUCCAGAUUUUAUAUCAUUUUUAUUUGACAUGAUUGAAGAACCACCUGACACUGAUCUUGAUGAUCAAAUACCAGAUUUAUUUUUAAAUCUAAUAUUGUCAUAUAAUUUACAAUUUAAAAAUAAUGAUAAUAAUAUUGUUUUGAAUGCAUUAAAAGAACGAGCAAAUGCAAAUACAUUUAUUCAAAAGCUGCUGUUUUUAUUAAAUCGAGAAGAGGAUCCUGUUAGAAUUUUUGAUCAUGAACCAGCACCACCACAUUCAGUUUUAAAAUUAUUUAUUGAUUUAUUUGAAAACGAAAUAACAGCAUCGCUUUUUUAUACAAAUGAUAUUAAAGUAUUGAUUGACAUUGUCUUGAGACAGCUUUUUGAUAUUCCACCAGGUGAUAAGAGACGAUUAUAUUUAGAACUUUGUCGACGUGUAUUGCGAACAUCUGGAUAUGAUGAUCACCGUCAUAGAUCUGAAGAUCUACUUAAAUGUUUUACAAGAAUUUUUUGUGAAGAAGGAACUGAAAGUCAAGGUGAUCAACAAUUAAUUCGUGAAAUAAGCAAUGAAUUUCCAACAUUAUUUAAAAUGUGACAUUUGUUGUCAUCCUCCUUGUACAGGGAGGUUGAAGAUGAUGAUCUGCAAACACUUGUUUGAAUUUUACGUAACGUAUUAUUUAAUUUUAUAUAUAUUUUCAUUAAUUUAAUUAAUGAAAAUUUAGUUUAUUUAUUAUCAACUCACGUGAACGCGAUAAACUAGUGAUUAUAUUUUUAUCAGUUGAUAGUUUCAUUUUUUGGACCAAGAUUUAAUUAUUGUACAUAAAAAUUUAGAUAGAUUUCUUUUUUCUUUCAAUUGAUGCAGUUAAAUUAAUUAAUUAAUUAAAAAGUAAUGUCAGACACAAUUAAAUGAUUAAUAUAUAAAUUAAAUUAUAAAAAAAAAACAAUAUAGCAAUUGUGAUAGAAAAUUUUGUCUAGUCUAUAUAUCUAAUGUUAAACACAAAUUUAUUGCAAAUUAGAGAAACGUUUUACCUUCUCUAUUAAUGACCGAUAAUGUUUAUCUGUAAAUUAUUUAGCGUUAUCAAUGAUUUUAAAAAUGAUGCCAUAUAAAAUUUAAAUAGAUUGUAUUAUAUUUUUUUUUCUUAUUAUAAUUUAUUUGGUGGAAAUAUUUCUCCAGAUUUAAAAACAUUAGGAAAAGCUUUAUGCACAAAUUUUCGAAUUACCCUGAUAAUAGUUUAAACGAUGGGAAAUAAAUUAGACACUUAAAUUCCUGAAAUUAUAAAGAGAUUUAAAAUCAAAAAAGAAAAAAAAAAUACAAAGAAAAUAUAGUAAUACAAUAAUUAGAAUGAUUUAUCUGUGAAAGGUUUUUAAUAAUAAUAAAUAAUGCCAUCAAAUAAUAUUGUAAUUACAAUUUUCCUAAAAUGUAAUAAAAAUAAAUGUGUACGAAAGUGAUUGUCUGAUGCAGAUCGAUAAAAUAAGAUGCAAUCAAUCAGUAAAACGAGAAAAAAAGUUGAAGGAAAAAAAAAAAAAAAACUUUAUGAUAAAAAAAAAAAUGCUCUUCUA
Messenger RNA from Aphidius gifuensis, 3264 nucleotides. RefSeq names its product NCK-interacting protein with SH3 domain. The record is from RefSeq and is a predicted model, not a curated record. Gene Ontology annotation, molecular function: Arp2/3 complex binding; protein binding. The coding region runs from base 245 to 2299 and encodes 684 amino acids. Lineage: Eukaryota; Metazoa; Arthropoda; Insecta; Hymenoptera; Braconidae. The transcript has 5 exons. Gene Ontology annotation, biological process: endocytosis.